AUGAAAAGCUUGAAACAAGGAAGUAAGGAGGUUGUGGAAUAUAUAAGGGAGUUUGAACAACUUAAGAUAAGAACAGGGGUGAAGGAAGCUGAAGAGCAUACUAUUGCAAGAUUCAUGGGUGGUCUGAAUUCCUUGAUUAUUGAGAAGAUGGAGUUGCAGCCUGUGUGGACAUUUGAAGGUGCUUGCAAGCUGGCCAUUCAGCUUGAGAAGCAAAUAAAGAAGAAGUCAGCCUACAAGCCCAUUCCUAAACCUGUUGUAGCUGCCAAAAAUCCUAUCUUUAAAGAAGUUAAUUCUGGAAAAGAGAAGGUUGGAGAAGGGUCCAAGGAGCCUAAGAAGAGAUGUUUCAAGUGUCAUGGGUAUGGACAUUUCCAAGCUGAGUGUCCCAAUCUGAGGGCUCUCACUCUGAAAGAAGUUGAAGAACUGAAGGCCGAAGCUGAGUUUGAAGAUAAGUGUACUUAUGAUGAAGAUCCCAGUGAAGAGGAGUUUGGUGAAGCUGAUUUUGGUGACAUGUUGGUAAUUAGAAGAGCAAUGCACGUUGAUGAAGCUUCUGAUGAUAAAGCUCAAAGGGAAAACAUUUUCCAUUCAAGGUGCACUAUCAAAGGAAAGGUGUGCAGUCUGAUUAUUGAUAGAGGAAACUGUGCUAAUGCUGCAUCUACCUAUAUGGUGGACAAGCUGGGUCUUUCAACCACCAAGCACCCAUACAUACAAUGGCUCAGCCCAGGCAAUGAGGUAAAAGUUAAUCGCCAAGUAGUUAUUCUUUUUUCUAUUGGUGUUGUUUAUCAAGAUGAAGUUACUUGUGAGGUUGUGCCUAUGGAAGCUUGUCAUUUACUAUUUGGUAGGCCUUGGUUAUAUGAUAAGUAUGUGUACCACAAUGGUCACUUAAAUACUUACUCUCUGUUUAUUAAUGGGAAGAAAGUCGCACUGACUUCUCUAAAACCCAAUGAGAUUAUUAAGACUGAAUCAAGUACUAGGGCUGAUAGAUCUUUAUUUAUGAGUCAAGCUGAUGUUGAAAAGGAAUCAGAGAGUGGUACUUCUGUUUUGCUGUUACUUAUGCUUGAAAAUGGUGAAGAUAAGGAGUGUGAAGAAGUCCCUAGUAUAGUUAGAACUUUACUUGCUGAAUUUGCUGAUGUAUUUCCAGAGGAAUUACUUGCUGGUUUGCCACCUAUUAGAGGGAUUGAGUAUCAGAUUGACCUGAUCCCAGGGUUAAUUCUUCCUAAUAAAGAUACUUAUAGAUGCUCCCCUAAUGAGGCUAAUGAGUUACAAAAACAAGUAGAUGAGCUGAUUGCUAAAGGCUAUGUUCGAGCUAGCAUGAGUCCUUGUUCUGUUCCAGCUUUAUUGGUGCCAAAGAAAGAUGGUUCUAUGCGUAUGUGUGUUGAUAGCAGAGCCAUCAAUAACAUCACUAUCAAGUAUAGAUAUCCCAUUCCUAGAUUGGAUGAUAUGCUUGAUGAGUUGCAUGGGUCUAGUUUAUUUUCAAAGAUAGAUUUGAGAAGCGGAUACCAUCAGAUCAGAAUGAAGGAAGGAGAUGAGUGGAAAACAUCCUUUAAGAUUAAAGGUGGGCUGUUUGAAUUGCUUGUCAUGCCAUUUGGACUAUCUAAUGCACCCAACACUUUCAUGAGAAUAAUGAAUGAAGUGUUGAGGCCUCUUAUUGGUAAGUUUGUGGCUGUGUACUUUGAUGAUAUCCUGGUUUAUUCUCAGUCUGAGAAGGAACACCUGUAA
Erigeron canadensis is the source of this 1716-nucleotide messenger RNA. RefSeq lists its product as uncharacterized. The transcript has a single exon. The record is from RefSeq and is a predicted model, not a curated record. The coding region runs from base 1 to 1716 and encodes 571 amino acids. NCBI's taxonomy places the organism in Eukaryota, Viridiplantae, Streptophyta, Magnoliopsida, Asterales, Asteraceae. Gene Ontology annotation, molecular function: nucleic acid binding; zinc ion binding.